CCAUGCUCCGCAGGAUAUUUUACCUUACAUCCUCCUGUUUCUCCUUGUUCGUCAUCAUCUUCCUCACCUUUUCACAACCUCACACCCGUUGCCGACUCAUGCUCUAAGUCUGGUACCGAGGAUAAUCAACCUGAUAGUCAGGAUAUCCAUGCAAAGAAUAAUGUAAUCAAUGAAUCCUUUUCAUUGCCUCCAGACUACGUAUUCAUAAUUAAAGUGCUGCUGGAUGAAUGCGUGGAACACGAGAAACGAUUGGCUUCGAUGGGGGCACAGAUUGAUCGUGUUAAUCAAGAGGGGAUGCGAGUUACGGAGGCUGAAAGACAGGCUUGUUUUGAAGAAUUGGAGAGCCAACGUGCUGCGCAAUAUCGUGUCCGAUUGACACGUUUCUACCAAGGCUACACAAUGCCUGAUGAACUGUUCACCUGGACCAUAAACCAACUUCGACUGGUAUCUGUGACAGAUCUCAACUUAGCUCGGCCGGAUCAGGCUCUCGAGCAAAUUCGACAGAUUGACUCAGUUAGGUGA
This is a messenger RNA of Protopolystoma xenopodis, 522 nucleotides long. The record is from the annotation of a GenBank genome assembly. Lineage: Eukaryota; Metazoa; Platyhelminthes; Monogenea; Polystomatidea; Polystomatidae.